AGAUCAACCUCCCACUCUAGUCUUUCCUUCAUAGUCAUCCCAGUAAUCUCCAUUAGCCUCUAGUCCAGUCUCUACUGAUAUCUGCUGGCUUACUAUAGGCUGCAAAUUCACGCAGCAAAUUGUAGCUAAUCUCUAUUCUCUCUAUUCUCUCUAUUCUCUCUAUUCUCUCUAUUCUCUCUAUUCUCUCUAUUCUCUCUCUAAUUAAUCUCUCUUCUCUUCUUUUCUUUCUCAAUGAGUGAACAGUACGAGGCACUGCCUCGAGAGGCCGAUACCGGCGAUCGCCCUCUCCACGAACCGGCCUCAUGGAUCAAAACAUCCUUCAACUGGCUGUGGGAGAUGGCCACGACCAUCCCCGACAAGCCCACCAAGCCUGCAGACCUGCUCAGCCCGCGGAUGCUGGUCUGUCUGCUCGUUCCCGCGCUGGUCAUCUUCCUGUCGUGGCUGGAGAUGCCGGCGUCGGCGACCUUUGCGCUGAACCUGAUUGCCAUUGUGCUCUUGUCCAUUGUCCUGACGCUGGCGACGGAGCGGCUCUCCCUCGAUCUGGGGCCGGCAGGGGGCGCCUUGCUGAACAUCAGUUUUGGCAAUCUGUCGGAAUUGAUUGUCUUGUACGUCACUGCCCUGGCAAGAGGCCAUAUCAAGAUCGUCCAGUACUCGCUUCUGGGCUCCAUCCUGGUCAACGUGUUGCUGGUGCUGGGGCUGGCCAUGAUCGUCGGCGGAAUGAAGUUCAAGGAACAGGCGUACGACCGAGAGAUUGCCCAGCUGUUUGUCGGCCUGCUCAACUUGACGGUCUUUAGUUUUGCAAUUCCGAUGGCAUUCGAUGCGACGCUGUGGGAUACAGACAUCUCAGAUGAAGCCGCCUGCACCUACAGCCGGGUGAUCUCCAUCAUCCUCCUCGGCGUGUACCUGGUCUAUCUGUUCUUCCAGUUCAAACCGAUGCAGAAAAAGGCCAAAGACGCGCUGACCUCGGACGAAGAGGCGCUGCUGGCCUAUGUCCAGGAACUGAGCUUGCCGGAGCUGGAGGGCGAGGGAGAGGAAGAGGAAGAUGUGUCGAAAGAGGACGAUCAUGAAGUUCAGCAGACAGCACACCCCAAACCAGCUGUCAAUAAGAGCUGGCUGCAUCGCCUGCAUCUCGACUUCUUGCUCGCCCUCGCUCUGCUGCUGCUGUCGGCCGUCCUGAUCGGCAUCUCGGCCGACUACGUCGUCUCCAGCUUCCGCCAUCUCAACCAGCGCGGCGUGCUGGGCAAGUCGUUUGUCGGGCUGAUCAUCCUCCCUGUCGCGGGCAACGUCGCCGAGAUCGUGACGGCGGUGAUUGUCGCCGGCAAGGACGAGAUGGACCUUGCUAUUAACGUCGCCCUCGGCUCGGCCCUCCAGAUCGGCCUGUUCCUUGCCCCGAUCACGGUCCUGAUCGGCUGGGGUCUGCAGAAGGAGAUGACUCUGAUCUUCGGUCUGUAUGAGACCGUCGUUCUCUUCGCCAGUGUGCUGCUCGUCAGCUUCCUCAUGGUCCAGAACAAGACCACCUCUCUCGAGGGAUUCAUGCUCGCCUCUUGCUUCGUCGUCAUAUCAAUCGGAGCGUAUGUUCUUCCAGAUCCUCAGCAUUAACCCAGUAUUAGAAUCAUGCAUAAGAGCCCACAAGGGUCGUAGAUAGAAUAGCGAAAACUUCAGUUGAAUCACAAGG
This is a messenger RNA of Penicilliopsis zonata CBS 506.65, 1675 nucleotides long. RefSeq lists its product as hypothetical. Gene Ontology annotation, biological process: intracellular calcium ion homeostasis; calcium ion transmembrane transport. NCBI's taxonomy places the organism in Eukaryota, Fungi, Ascomycota, Eurotiomycetes, Eurotiales, Aspergillaceae. The record is from RefSeq and is a predicted model, not a curated record. Bases 232 to 1599 code for a protein of 455 amino acids. Gene Ontology annotation, molecular function: calcium:proton antiporter activity. The transcript has 4 exons. Gene Ontology annotation, cellular component: fungal-type vacuole membrane.